AUCAAUGGAAAACAUUGCCUUUAUUAAUAAUCUUUUCUAUAGGAAUUCUAUAUAUAUUAAGCAGUAGUCGCCAUCUUAAAACUAACAAAAGUCAUUCCUCCUUGCUCGUAUUGCGUAUCUUUUUAUUUGUUGACAUUAUCAAUAAUUAAACUUCCGCAUUAAGAGGAUCCUAUUACUGAAGUAAACACAAUUGAAUAAUUGUAGAUAGUUGAGAAAAUAUUCUUUAUAAAAUGUGUAUUAAAAGACAACAAAUUGUAAACGAUGAAAUUGACGAUACGAGCAAUGAUAUUAAAAUUGUGGUGCAUCAAAUUCUUAGGGAUUAAAGGUCAAUACAGUUAGCAAUAUCUUUUUUCAUUUUAAAAACAUUAUACUUAUUUCUAACUGUAUUUAAAGUGAAUUCUUGAAUAAACAAUUAUAUAGUUGCAUAAAAUAUUAAGAAAAUGGCGACAGAUGUCGAGGAAUCAGAUACGGAUGAUCAUGAAAGACCAGUUCCGCCAAAACGUCAACGUACAAGAUGCAUUAAGGUCGAUGAAAAUUAUUCCGAUACGGAUAAUCAUACAACAUCAGACAACAGCGAACAUACAAUUCAAGAUGCAGAAAAUGUUGAGUUAGAGGAUGUAAAAAGAAGAGAGAAAUUAAGGCGAUGGCAGGCCUGCCAAGUUGCGACAGGAGUUGUAGACAAUACUAUUAAUAAUAUGUUAGAAGAUCUUAUACCAAACGAAUCGUUUUCUGUGGAAGAGACAGAAUUUCGUUUACUUAGGGAGAGUGACAUGGAAAAUACAGCUGUGAUGAUGGCCAUUCGUAAUCAUGGUUUAGUUUCAUCAAGAGAACUUUUCCCUACGCCCAAUAAUCGAUGUAGAACCGCUUAUUGGAGUAACGCACAUGUAUCGUAUUGUUCAUCAAGUAAUAUGCAAGAUACAGGAGGUUUUUCUAAUUCCAUAGCUUCGUCAUCGGCUAAAUCCUUGGCAAUAUUUGAUCCUAUAGAAGUUCGACCAUAUAUUGAGCCCAAUUCGGAUAUUGAUGAAAUAGCAACUAAUGAUCAACAAGAAGAUUUCCUAGAACGAGCUGUAGAAGAAGCUAUCAAGAAAAAAGGCUUAAGUGCAUUGAGUGUUGAUUACGGAUGAACUGUUUUUCUUUCCAUUAAUUGCUAUACGAAUGUAUUAAAACACAAACAUGGUAUUAUUAUAUAUAAGACUAUUAUAUACAUUUAUGGGUAUAUAAUAGUGAUCAUUUUGUUCUCAA
This is a messenger RNA of Polistes dominula (European paper wasp), 1242 nucleotides long. RefSeq lists its product as uncharacterized. Lineage: Eukaryota; Metazoa; Arthropoda; Insecta; Hymenoptera; Vespidae. The record is from RefSeq and is a predicted model, not a curated record.